This is a messenger RNA of Microstroma glucosiphilum, 2109 nucleotides long. RefSeq lists its product as hypothetical. Lineage: Eukaryota; Fungi; Basidiomycota; Exobasidiomycetes; Microstromatales; Microstromataceae. The coding region runs from base 1 to 2109 and encodes 702 amino acids. The transcript is spliced from 3 exons. The record is from RefSeq and is a predicted model, not a curated record.
AUGGAAUGCCCAACUGAAUACCCCUUCUUCCGUGCAUCCGACGCCUUCAUCUUUCCCCGUGUCCUCCUCCGGCUGCAAAAUUUCAAACGCUCUGGACCCCUCGACCGUACUCGUCCCAUCCUUUCGGCCGCUGGCUCUCUACUCAACCAAGAUAAGCGCUACCUGAAUCCACCAGGCGGACUUCCACCUGGAGAAAGUGGCAAGUAUCAGCUCUACUGGCCUGACUUGAAGAGUGGCAAACCACCUGGAAAUGGCAGAGGCUACCGAGCGAACCUGGGCAUCGCAGAGAGGUGCAAGCUGGUGAGGAGAAAGACAGCACAAGAGGAACACGGCACGUCAGCGCAAGAACCUCAGCUUGAUCCUGCAGCAGGAGGAAGUGGCUCUGCUACGGCUCGAGCAGGCUACGAUAUCGGUCCUUGCUCGUCCACAGAAGACAGGAACGGCAACAGGCAGAGGGAGCAGUUGCCUGGCUCUCGAGCUGGCCGAUCCACGGACCAGCGCCACCCAAUAGCCUCGACACCUCCUCCCACCACUGGCAACCUUCCAGGACAGGGACCAUCGAAAGCUUUCACCUCUUUGAGUACCCUACGUACUAUCUCUCGCGAUCAAGCGCUAAGUCGCUCCAUCAGUGUCAGCUCCGACACCAACAGCAGCGCGAGCACCAGAUCUCCUACACCCGCCGUACCCUCAGGGUCGACUUCAUCAUCAUCGCCAGAACGAGAAGCUAUACCAUCGGCCGCUUCAGAGUCGUCUGCUACCUACCCGUCCUACUUGGCCAGAGCAAGUGCCCUCCGUCUGUGCAUGAAGCGCUAUCAGGAUUUGCCCAAAGAGGAGAAGGAGCGUCGACCCCUCUACAAUCCACGUAGCACCGACAAGCUUAACCCGUAUAAGCACUUCAAGCCCACUCAAUACCAAGCUGCCCUUCGAGCCUCUCAUCAAUACAUGAUGAGACACAUCGAUGCCCUCUCCCCUGGACGUCGUCUUGCCUCGCCUUCUGUGCCUCCUGGUACUGUACCACCCUCACCUCGUCCCUCCAACUCCUCCAGGCGAUCUCUGGCUAGCUCCUCAGCAGCCCGUAAUGCUCGUCGACGUCAACGCAGAGCUGAGCGGAGGAAUGGGGGAUCUUCUUCAUCUCCAGUCGUUCAUCUUUCCGAAUCCCAGCCAGACUUCGAACUCACCUGCAACUCCACCACUAUCUCAAGCUCGAGACCAAGCGUAGCAAGUACCUUCUACGAAGACGCCUUCAUCGUCCCACCUGCCUUCCUCACCGCCAUCAAACGUCUUGAUGCUCGUCUGCGCCAUAUCGCUUCUGAUCUGGGGUGUGAAUAUGAGGAACGUUGGCCUGUCUUUGUCCCUGUAUGCAGGGUCGAGAUGUUGAUGUUGAUUCAGAUGGGACAGAUUGCAGAUGCAGCUUCUGAAGUGUUGAAGUUCGAAGCUGAUGGAAGGUUGCAUCGGCCCUUGUCCGACUUGGAACACGAUGAGGACGAAGAAGAGGAUGAGGAUGACGCUAUCGUCGCUGCUGGGAGGCAGAGACAGACGUCGAAGAAGAGGAAGAGGCCAAAUCAGGCGGUAAGACGCAGAGGAGGCAGACGCCCACUGUCUGACUCCAUCUCAGGAAGUCCUGUCGCCAACGACGAUGACGAAGAUGAGGAGUACAGCCUUGCCGACCUCGAGAUGUACGAUUCUGACGAUCCAUCUGGAGGACUGAUGGACUUGAACGAGCCCAGUCUGCCAAGCAAUCCUUCCAUCGAGGUCCAACGCGGAGGAAGAGUUGGAGGCCGACAGAGUCCAUCCUUUGCGACUCUGCGUAGUGGUGAUGCCAGUGCAAGCGGUAGCGGCAGUCGAAGAGCUUUCCAUUUCGACAAUAGUAGGAGCAUGUCUCGGGAUCAGCGGAACGACACUCUCCGGUCCACCUCCAGUCGGCGCCACAAUGAAGUUGAUCACACGCGCAACAGGGACAACGUCUCUGAUGCGAGUCUGAACUCCAGCCAUCAAGAGGGACCCGACAUGCAGCUGAGUGCGGCGCAAAAGGCUACGAUGUACCUUCAAGGCGGCUUGUGGAGAAUGCUGAAAGCAGACGUGUACUCUGAUGAGGGACUGUGGGAAUGA